Messenger RNA from Aspergillus melleus, 1221 nucleotides. RefSeq names its product signal recognition particle receptor subunit beta. The transcript is spliced from 2 exons. Gene Ontology annotation, molecular function: ATP hydrolysis activity. NCBI's taxonomy places the organism in Eukaryota, Fungi, Ascomycota, Eurotiomycetes, Eurotiales, Aspergillaceae. The record is from RefSeq and is a predicted model, not a curated record. The coding region runs from base 172 to 1134 and encodes 320 amino acids.
UCCAUCAACUAGCGAGACUUUGCCGAAUUUCCCAAACAUCCAACGGGCCAACGUUUGGCUUGACGAUGAUUACAACCCGGUUCCUGGCGAAUACCCAGUUCUAGACCGCACUCGAUCUUCUCACCUCGUGUCCUUUCUGUUCUCCUGCUCUCGUCGCCCCAAUCGAUCAACAUGGGCAGCCACACGGAUUGGACGUCCGUCAGUGGCAUUGCUACAAGUUUACUCGACGGAAGUCCAAUUGCUAUUGCCGUUACCAUUUUCAUAGCUUUUGGACUACCGAUCUUGCUGCAUCUGAUCUUCUACCAAACUGUCGCGACUCCACCGUCGAGCAAUUUCCUGCUCCUUGGACCGAGUGGAGCAGGUAAGACAGCUCUCUUGUCUCUGCUCGAAGCGAAAUCAUCGCCCCGUACGAAGAAAUCUCCGGCUACGCAUACGUCCCAGACCUCUACCUUUGCCACGGUCAACCUUCCUGCUUCCGUCCCCACCGCUUCGAAUCGGUACCGGUCCGUGAAUGAUCCCUCCUUGAAAGAUGUGUCUCGGAACCCUCUCAAGUACCGCGUGAAGGACACCCCCGGUCAUGGCAAACUCCGCGAGUCGCAGGGACUUUCGGAGCUUCGCUCGAUGUCGUCAUCCAAGGACAACAAGUCCAAGGUGCGGGGCGUCUUGUUUCUAGUCGACACGGCGGCCAUGUCUGAAGCUGACGCACUACGCGAUACGGCUUCCUAUCUGUACGAUGUGCUCCUGAUCCUCCAGAAGCGUGCUCUGAAGAAGGGACGGUCGUCGAUGAAGGCGGCCUCCGAGAUCCCCGUUCUUGUCGCGGCCAACAAGCAGGAUCUCUUUACUGCCUUGCCCCCGAGAUCCGUGGAAGAGAAGCUGGAGGAUGAGAUUGACAGAAUCCGGAAAUCCAAGAGCAAGGGCAUCAUGGAUGCGAACGCUGACCAGGGCGUCGAUGAGGAUGAGGACGAUAUUCUGGGCAGUAGCGAUGUCCGAACUGCGUUCAGCUUUAAACUUCUGCACGACGAGGUGGGCUUGAAGGUCGAUGUUGUCGGGGGAGCUGUCAGGGGUGACGAGGAGGGCGAUAACCUUGGAGCUGGUGCCAGGGGAUGGGAGAACUGGAUCGGUCAGUGUUUGUGAUUAGUCGCAGACGGUUAUGGAUGUUGCUGUGUGCUCGCGUGGAGAGUAUAGUAUAUGUGGAUAAGUGGAACGAAUAAAUAAAAUGCU